AUUUCAUCUGCCAAACCAUGAGAGAUCAAUGUUCCAAUCGUUACAGCCCUGUCAUUCUCUACAGAUGUCCCGAAUGCCAAAAUUAUAAUAUUAAUCAUCAAUCAGGCUCUUUAAUAUAUUAAUCAUCCAAUCAGGCUCUUUAAUAUAAAUAAAUAUUACUUAUCCAAUCGGGCUCUUUAUUAUCCCUACAUGUCGGCCACGUUUGACCCCAAUGCAAUUUUGGCAUUGGGAAAUCUGUAGAGAAUGACAGGGCUGUAACGAUUGGAAAAUUGAGUUCACAUAGUUUGGCAGCUGAAAUGGAGCUUGUCUAUUUAUUGGGUAGCAUGAUUAAAACCACAGUAAUUUCAUUACUACUCAGUUUGAAUCUCCUCUGGAGGAGAUUAAUAAUGAGUGAAAAAACCAGUAGCUCUGGAAAUGAGAAGGAUGAAGAUUCAUUGAUACUGUACGAGGGGAAGGUGUGGCACGAGCGAAGGCAACCUGUUGUUCACAGGUUUGAUUACACAGUGAGAUAUGCUCUCAUCAAUUUGAACAACCCACCUCCUUGGAUUUUGCCUAUCAUCAGCAGCAACCACAUGAAUGCCAGCCAAGUGCAGGCCAUUGCAGGCACUAAUGGACCAGUAUAUCUCCUUACAAUGCCUACAAGUGUUGGAUAUGAACAGAAUCCUCUAAGUGUUUAUUACUGCUAUGAUGUAGAAGGAACCAUUAAAUUUCUCAGAAAAUGCAUUGCUGAGGUAACAAAUACACCUUGGGGAGAGAGAGUCUCAUUUGUUUUUGAUCCAAAUUCGGACUUGGUUGCAAAACCUUUGCAUGUUAGUCCUUUUAUGGAUAUGCUUGGGAAUUGGAAAAUGCAUGCAAGUCUUCCUGGAAGUAGUCUUGCAUUGACAAUUUUGGUACAACACCCCGAAUUUGGUAACUAUUUCACUGCAACCCUACAAGCAAAGAAGGUGGAGCAACUGAUAGUAAAUCCAGAAAUAUUUUUAUGGUUGAUGCCCCACAAAGUAGCAAUUUGGAUAUAUUGGCAGGCCCUUCAACUGUGGUGGAAAGGCGUGCCUUUCGUAUCACACCCUAAGUAUUCAAAUGGUAAUUCUUACAGAGAUCAAGCUCUGCAGCGUGAUAGUCAAUUGCAAUCUGCCCCAGUAUGUGGCCAGCAUGAAAACUUGUGCCAGAAAAGGCACGAAACCUUUAGCCAAAAAUUUGUGCCUUGCUUGAAUAAAUGUAACACUGAGUGUGGAAGGUGGUUUGUUUGGAGAGAUGCUCGGUGGCCAUGGUCAUAAAUUGAUCAAAUUUGACUCCUUGAUGUAGUGUAAGAUUUGUUAAAGAAUUAAUGCUCCAUUUUUUUGAUAUUUUCUCUAUCUAGAAUUAAAUUUGCACUGUUCAUUUCAUAUCUUUACACUCUUCAAUUAACGUUGUGUAUGCCUAUGUGGAACAACCUUGAUAGUGUGAUUGUUAGAACUUAGGAAAUUGCAACAUGUACUGUCUACUGGGUAUAAAAGCUUAAGGAACACUUUUGUAGAAUAUGCUACCACAACAUUUGGAGAAGAUAACUGAACUCCGGAUGAUAGCACAAGGCACAUAUAAAUGUUACCAGUAAAAGUGGAAGAAAUAAAGAGACAAAAAGGGUUUGACUU
Cryptomeria japonica (Japanese cedar) is the source of this 1628-nucleotide messenger RNA. RefSeq lists its product as uncharacterized. The record is from RefSeq and is a predicted model, not a curated record. NCBI's taxonomy places the organism in Eukaryota, Viridiplantae, Streptophyta, Pinopsida, Cupressales, Cupressaceae. The transcript is spliced from 5 exons. Bases 297 to 1274 code for a protein of 325 amino acids.